AUAUUUGCCCUGUUGAAGGUGCGUUAGUCACCGAGCCGGUAGGCAACUCAUUUAAUGGCUGGUCCAUUCUUUUAUUAAAGGACCUUUUACUUUUUACCUUAAAUCUUGGUGUGUAGCCUGUCUUUCCAUUGUUUUUAUCCUGCUUUUUGCUGUCGACGGAGCACCACCUGCACAUCACCGUUCAUUGUGAGCACCUGUGCACCUGCCAAUCUGGUCUGUAGCAGACAGGAAGCUGUUUAACAAGGUGGACAGAGCUCUCUUGUGUUCCUGUGUGUCUCCAGUUUGAGAACAGUUCUGCUGUAGUCGACAACAAGCUAUCGGACCAAGAUGUUCUGUUGGCAGGAGUUCAAGUGUCUUCUGCUGGUUCUGCUGGUUCUGUUGGACCCACAGCUGGCAUGUGAGCAGGAGGCUAAGCAUCUUCAGCGACAGGCUAAGGAGAACAUCACGCUUGCUGUUAUUUUGCCUCAGAGUAACAUCAGCUAUCCAUGGGCGUGGCCUCGUGUUGGCCCUGCCCUGGACCGGGCCAUCAGGACCAUCAACUCGGACCCCACCCUGCUCCCUGACCACCACCUCACCUACGCCUUCAAAAACAGUGAGAACCACGUUGGGGUCUGCUCGGAGUCGGUGGCGCAGGUCAUGGCGGUGGACCUGAAGCUAGCCUACGACCCGUGGGCCUUCAUCGGGCCCGGCUGCUCCUACACCUCCUCCCCCGUCGGCCUCUUCACCACCCACUGGGACGUGCCCAUGAUCACGGCGGGCGCUCCUGCGGUGGCGUUCUUCGGGGGCACCUACCCGUCCAUCACCAACACAGGCCCCACCCACAAGAAGCUGGGAACGUUCGCACUCAGAAUCUGCGAACAUUUCGGCUGGCGUGAUCACGUGCUGCUGAUGUUCAACGAUGAGAAGGUGGACGACCGGCCAUGUUUCUUUGCCAUCGAGGGUCUGUAUGAAGGUCUGAAGACCAUCAACAUCAGCACGCAGGACAGUGUGUUUGAAGAAAACAAACCACCAAUCAACUACUCCCAGAUCCUCAACGACAUCCAGAGCAGCGGCCGCGUUAUGUUCGUCUGUUGCUCUCCGGACGUCUUCAGGAAGUUAAUGAUUCACUUCUGGGAGGCCGACCUUCCUCACCAUCAGUUCGUCUUCUUUUACAUCGACCUGUUUGCUGAGAGCCUGAACUCCAGACAGCAGCAGCCAUGGUUCCGUGGAGACAAGGAUGAUGCAGUGGCCAAGAAGGCCUUCCAGUGUGUGAAGAUCCUGACAUACCACGAACCUCAGAACGCUGAGUACCAAAGGUUUGUCUCAGACCUGAAGACCGAUGCUUUAAAGAUGCUUAACCACAGUUUGGACCACUCUCUGAUGAACAUCAUAGCUGGAGGAUUUUAUGACGGUCUGAUGCUUUAUGUCCACGCUCUGAAUGAGACCAUGUCUGCGUCCGGCUGUCGGCCACCAGGGAAAGUUGUGACCAAGAGGAUGUGGAAUCGAACGUUUCACGGUGUGACAGGGCUGGUCCACCUGGAUGAGAGUGGAGACAGGGAGACAGACUUUGCACUGUGGGACAUGAUGGACACCAACAGCAGCACCUUCCAGAUUGUUCUGGUCUACAACAGCCUAGAGAAGCACCUGAAGGUUGUUCUUGGAACUACUGUGCACUGGCUCCAAGGAAACGUUCCUCUAGAUGUUCCCAUCUGUGGCUUCAAGAACGACAACCUCCAGUGCCACCAAAAGACCAUCACCAUUGACCAGAUGGUCUUCCUUGUGGUCUUCUUCAUCCUCACGAUGACCCUCACUGUUGCUGUCUUCAUAUACAGGAGGAUGAAGCUAGAGAAGGAGCUGGUGGCUCAGCUCUGGAGGAUCUCCUGGGAUGAAGUCCACUUGAGCAACCUGGACAAAGUCCUGCGGAGCGGCAGCAAGAUCACUCUGUCACUAAAAGGCUCGAAUUACGGCUCCCUGCUGACUGGAGAUGGAAACCUGCAGAUCUUUGCAAAGACGGGAUACUACAAGGGGAACAUCGUGGCCAUCAAAUAUGUGAACAAGAAGCGCAUCGAGCUGAACAGGAAGGUCCUGUUUGAACUCAAACACAUGCGAGACGUUCAGAAUGAACACAUGACCCGAUUCAUUGGAGCUUGUAUCGACCCACCUAACAUCUGCAUCAUCACAGAGUACUGUCCCCGGGGCAGUCUGCAGGACAUUCUGGAGAACGACAGCAUCACUCUGGACUGGAUGUUUAGGUAUUCUCUCAUCAACGACAUUGUGAAGGGCAUGGUGUUUCUCCACAACAGUGUCAUUUCCUCUCAUGGGAAACUCAAAUCUUCCAACUGUGUGGUGGACAACCGUUUUGUCCUGAAGAUCACCGACCAUGGUCUGUCCAGCUUUCGAUCUGAAGGUGACUCAGGAAACAACGCUCACACUUUCUACGCUCGAAAGUUGUGGAUGGCUCCAGAGCUGCUCCGGAUGGAGUCUCCUCCUCCUCAGGGGACCCAGAAAGGAGACGUCUAUAGCUUUGGGAUCAUCCUCCAGGAGGUGGCGCUGCGACGAGGAGCCUUCUACCUGGAGAGUGACCCACUGAGCCCCAAAGAGAUCGUUGACCGGGUGAUUCUAGGUGAGUGGCCAUGCUUGAGGCCCACCGUGGACCCUCAGAGUCACAGUCCUGAGCUGGGUCAGCUGAUGCAGCGCUGCUGGGCCGAGGAACCAACAGAGAGACCUGACUUCAACCACAUCCGCCUGCUGCUGCGCAAACACAACAAGGAGUCCAGGAGAAACAUCUUAGACAACCUGCUGUCACGCAUGGAGCAGUACGCCAACAACCUGGAAGAGCUGGUGGAAGAGCGAACACAGGCCUACCACGAGGAGAAACACAAGGCUGAGGCCCUGCUGUACCAGAUACUGCCUCAUUCGGUGGCAGAGCAGCUGAAACAAGGAGAGAUGGUUCAGGCUGAAGCUUUUGACUCGGUCACCAUCUACUUCAGCGACAUUGUUGGAUUCACAGCUCUGUCUGCAGAAAGCACCCCCAUGGAGGUGGUGACUCUGCUCAAUGACCUGUACACUUGUUUUGAUGCCAUUAUUGAUAACUUUGACGUUUAUAAGGUGGAGACUAUCGGCGAUGCCUACAUGGUGGUGUCGGGGCUGCCGGUGAGGAACGGGAAGCUGCACGGCAGAGAGAUCGCCCGCAUGGCGCUCGCCCUGCUGGGGGCCGUCCGCACCUUCAAGAUCCGACACCGACCUGAACAUCAGCUGAAGCUGAGGAUCGGGAUCCACAGCGGUCCGGUGUGUGCCGGGGUUGUGGGCCUGAAGAUGCCUCGGUACUGUCUGUUUGGUGACACGGUCAACACGUCGUCUCGUAUGGAGUCCACCGGAGAAGAGCUGAAGAUCCACGUGUCGGCAGCGACCCGGGACGUCCUGAUGGACUUUAACUGCUUCCAGCUGGAGCUGAGAGGAAGCAUGGACAUCAAAGGCAAAGGAAGAAUGAUCACCUAUUGGCUGCUGGGAGAGAGCAACAGCCAAUGAGGACGCAGUGCAGAGAGGAAGAUGAAGGAGGGAGGACACAGUUCAGGCUCUGGUCCUCAUGAGUGCACAUUUGUCUGCUGCAUCCGUCACUGCCCCGCACCGAGGACUGGCCCAACAUGAAGGCUCCUCACGGCCGACAAACUCUGGAAAUCCCAGGAUGCAUCUGUCCAACAGCAUUUGAAGAGAUUUAAACUGAUUUAUCUUUAACGUUUUGAUUAAAACCAUAUAAAACAAAA
Austrofundulus limnaeus is the source of this 3743-nucleotide messenger RNA. RefSeq names its product atrial natriuretic peptide receptor 1. Gene Ontology annotation, molecular function: ATP binding; protein kinase activity; guanylate cyclase activity. Bases 328 to 3507 code for a protein of 1059 amino acids. Gene Ontology annotation, biological process: cGMP biosynthetic process; receptor guanylyl cyclase signaling pathway; intracellular signal transduction. Gene Ontology annotation, cellular component: plasma membrane. The record is from RefSeq and is a predicted model, not a curated record. The transcript is spliced from 21 exons. Lineage: Eukaryota; Metazoa; Chordata; Actinopteri; Cyprinodontiformes; Rivulidae.